Molecule: messenger RNA, 1925 nt
Organism: Sciurus carolinensis (gray squirrel)
Lineage: Eukaryota; Metazoa; Chordata; Mammalia; Rodentia; Sciuridae
Gene: Htr2b
Product: 5-hydroxytryptamine receptor 2B
Exons: 4
Coding region: 443-1885 (480 amino acids)
Biological process (GO): regulation of behavior; chemical synaptic transmission; vasoconstriction
Cellular component (GO): plasma membrane; dendrite
Molecular function (GO): G protein-coupled serotonin receptor activity; neurotransmitter receptor activity
Source: RefSeq, a predicted model, not a curated record
GGAGAAUUCAGUCACAGCAACAAGCGCUGAACAGAUGCUGAACAGACACAUACUUGGGAAAGCCACAAGCAAAUGAGAGGGGGAUCUCUCUGGCAAUCAAGUUAAAAUGCAACUCUACAACUGCAGCAAAAAAUAAAUAAAAAAUAAAAAAGAAAACAAUAGUGUAAUUUUUCCCAGCUAUUGGUAUCUUCCACUGAGCCUUCUGAAAUCUAAGCUAUAGGAAAUACUAAAAGUUGGAGGUCUUAACUACAAACAUGGACAGAUGUGUGUACACUCUCAUCUUAAGAAAACUUCAAUUUGUUUUUAAAGGAAGGAAACGAUUUUGGCUCUGAUUGCUUGGUCUGGGUACGUGUACGGUGCCUUAAAGAAGUAGAUGACCAGCUUAGCUACUGACCAUGCUGAGCACUGUCCAGAAUUGGAUCGAAUCACAGAAAAACAGUGAAUGGCUCUCUCUUAUAGAAUGUCUGAGCAAAGCAGAAUUCCUGAGCACGAUCUGCAGAGUUUAUUUGAUCGCUUAAUUUCUUCUAACCAGUCUGGAUUACAGACAAAAUCAAUACCGGAGGAAAUGAAACAGAUUGUCGAAGAACAGGGAAAUAAACUGCACUGGGCAGCUCUUCUGAUACUCAUGGUGAUAAUCCCCACAAUUGGUGGAAACGUCCUUGUUAUUCUGGCUGUUUCACUGGAGAAAAAGCUGCAGUAUGCUACCAAUUACUUUCUAAUGUCCUUGGCGGUGGCUGAUUUGUUGGUUGGAUUAUUCGUGAUGCCAAUCGCCCUCUUGACAAUAAUGUUUGAGGCUAUGUGGCCCCUCCCACUUGUUCUGUGUCCUGCCUGGUUAUUUCUUGAUGUUCUCUUUUCAACUGCAUCCAUCAUGCACCUCUGUGCCAUUUCAGUGGAUCGUUACAUAGCCAUCAAAAAGCCAAUCCAGGCCAAUCAAUGUAACUCCAGAGCUACUGCGUUCAUCAAGAUUACAGUGGUGUGGUUAAUUUCAAUAGGCAUUGCCAUUCCAAUACCCAUUAAAGGCAUAGACACUGAUUUGUAUAAUCCAAACAAUAUUACCUGUGAGCUGACAAAGGAACGUUUUGGCAAUUUCAUGCUCUUUGGCUCCAUGGCUGCCUUCUUCACACCUCUGGCCAUCAUGAUUGUCACCUACUUUCUCACUAUCCAUGCUUUACGGAGGAAAGCUUACUUGGUCAAAAACAAGCCACCUCAACGCCUAACAUGGCUAACUGUGUCCACAGUUUUCCAAAGGGACGAAACACCUUGCUCAUCACCUGAAAAGGUGGCAAUGCUGCAUGGUUCUCGUCAGGACAAGACUGUGCCCAACUCAAGUGAUGAAACACUUAUGCGACGGAUGUCCACAGUUGGAAAAAAGUCAGCACAAACAAUUUCCAAUGAACAAAGAGCUUCAAAGGUCCUUGGAAUUGUGUUUUUCCUCUUUUUGCUUAUGUGGUGUCCCUUUUUUAUUACAAAUAUUACUUUAGCUUUGUGUGAUUCCUGUAACCAGACUACUCUUAAAAUGCUCCUGGAGAUAUUUGUGUGGAUAGGCUACAUUUCUUCAGGAGUAAAUCCUCUUGUCUACACCCUCUUCAAUAAGACAUUUCGGGAUGCAUUUGGCAGAUACAUCACCUGCAAUUACCGGGCUACAAAGUCAGUAAAAACUCUAAGAAAAUGCUCUGGUAAGAUCUAUUUCCGGAAUGCGAUGGCAGAGAACUCUAAAUUUUUCAUGAAACAUGGAAUUCGAAAUGGGAUUAGUCCUGCCAUGUAUCAGAGCCCAAUGAGGCUCCGAAGUUCAACCAUUCAGUCUUCAUCAAUCAUUCUACUGGAUACACUCUUCCUCACUGAAAAUGAAGGUGACAAAACUGAAGAGCAAGUCAGUUAUGUAUAGCAGAACUCACAGGUUUCACCUGACAUAACAACAAGGAAGG